Betta splendens (Siamese fighting fish) is the source of this 1555-nucleotide messenger RNA. It is a transcript of the gene rcn3, whose product is annotated as reticulocalbin 3, EF-hand calcium binding domain. Gene Ontology annotation, molecular function: calcium ion binding. The coding region runs from base 118 to 1071 and encodes 317 amino acids. NCBI's taxonomy places the organism in Eukaryota, Metazoa, Chordata, Actinopteri, Anabantiformes, Osphronemidae. The transcript has 8 exons. The record is from RefSeq and is a predicted model, not a curated record. Gene Ontology annotation, cellular component: endoplasmic reticulum.
AGAGGACCCGCCUCUUGGGCGCUGAUAUUUAACAGUAGCGGGUGCCAACGCGGACGCGUCCGCCUCUCACCAUCUUCAGGGAGUUGAUCGUCAGGAGCUUCCAAGGAGCUGGCCAUCAUGGUGCUGCUGAGGCCUCUAGCCGUCCUCUGUGUCCUGGUCGCGGCUGCGCUCGCUGUUCCCGCUCAGGAAAAGCGCGUGCAUCAUCAGGCGCACCUGAGCGACCACGUCCACGAUGACGCUCACGGCUUUGAGUACGACCACGAGGCCUUCCUGGGGAAGGAGGAGGCCAAGACCUUCGAUCAGCUGACCCCAGAGGAGAGCAAAGAAAGACUAGCGAAGAUAGUGGGCCGCAUCGACACGGACAAGGACGGAUACAUCACCCACACAGAGCUGCACUACUGGAUCAAGCACCGUCAAAGGAGGUACAUCGAGGAAAAUGUGAACAAACACUGGAAGGACUAUGACAAGAACCAAGAUGAUAAGAUAGCAUGGGAGGAGUAUAAGAACACCACCUACGGCUACUAUCUGGGUGAGGAGUUUGAUGACGUUGAGGACAAAGACACCUACAAGGCCAUGCUCACCCGCGACCAGAGGCGCUUCAAGAACGCCGACAGAGACGGCGACGGCAUCGCCACGCGGGAGGAGUUCACCGCCUUCCUUCACCCGGAGGAGUUUGACUACAUGAAAGAUGUAGUGGUGCAGGAAACGGUGGAAGACAUUGAUAAGAAUGGGGAUGGAAAGAUUGACCUCAAUGAAUACAUUGGGGACAUGUACACAGCAGAGCCUGGGGAGAACGAGCCUGAAUGGGUGCAGACGGAACGCAAACAGUUCUCAGACUUCAGAGACACUAACAAGGACGGCUACCUGGACGCCAGUGAGGUGGCUCACUGGAUUUUGCCAGGAGAGGUCGACCACGCCGACAAUGAAGCCAAACACCUGAUUCACGAGACAGACACUGACAAGGAUGAGAAAAUCACCAAGAAGGAGAUUCUGGCCAACUGGAACAUGUUCGUGGGGAGCCAGGCCACCAAUUACGGAGAAGAUUUAACAAAGAGACACGAUGAACUUUGAUGAUGUUUUUCGUUUGUAAUUGUUGGGGUGGGGGCUUCAGACUAGGGUAUGCUGUAAUCGGGCAGAAUCAUGUGUUCACAGAAGAACACAAACACUUAAUUCAGUGUGCAGCCACAGACUGUGUACGUGAUCGCGCACACACACACUCCUCUUUUUUGUUUUUUCCAGAUGAUAUAAAUAUCAUAUUUUUCUGUCCACUCUAAACUGUUCCUCCUGAAUAUCUGAAUUCUGUCCAAGAUGAGGAGGCACUCAAGUGGAAGUUGUUUUUCUAUGAGCCAGAACAAAGUGGUCCCAGAACAUGACAUCUUAUUACAUAGUAUAAAGUAUGACUUCUAUUCUAAUUUCUAUGUUUUGACAGUUAUUGUUACAUUUAUCUGAAGGUUUGUGUAAUGUUGGGGGGGUUAUGAAGAAAGGUUCUCCUUUGUUACUGGUUACUGAAUUCUGGGGGUUUAAUUAUGAAAUAAAACUGUUUUCUAUAAAUGUA